Molecule: messenger RNA, 2424 nt
Organism: Cinclus cinclus
Lineage: Eukaryota; Metazoa; Chordata; Aves; Passeriformes; Cinclidae
Gene: LRRN4
Product: leucine rich repeat neuronal 4
Exons: 4
Coding region: 1-2424 (807 amino acids)
Molecular function (GO): protein binding
Source: RefSeq, a predicted model, not a curated record
AUGAUGUCACCUUUGCUCAUCCUUCCUCUGCUGCUGGGGACCACAGCACAUGGCCCAGUGAGCAGAGCAGCAUCUAGGGAUGUCACCACAUUUUUCCAGCUGGCUCAGGAAGAUACUUGGGAGAAUGUAAAUCUUACCAGCAUGUCCUGUGAGGAGUGGAAGAAUAGGACCUGGAUCACCCUGCAGCUGACCAACAGCAGCCUGACAGCUUUCCCCAUCUGCCUUCCGGAGGCCCUGCAGAGCUUGGAUCUCAGCAAUAACCUCAUGGAAGAGGUGAAUGGCACAGAGAUAGCACACCUCCCACAGCUGCGUUUCCUCUCGUUGAGGCACAACCACCUUUUGUCAGUGAGGUGGGGAUCUGAAGCCCUCAGCAGUCUCCUCAAGCUGGACUUGAGCUUUAAUAAGCUGUCAUCUGUGCCAUCCUGCCACAGCUCUGCCCUACCUAACCUGAGGUGGUUGUCCUUGGCUGGAAAUCCACUGAUUGAAAUCCAGCCAUUGGCUUUUUCCUGCUACCCUCAGCUGCAGGUCUUGAACCUCUCUGCAACGCUGCUCGGACAGGAUGACAGCAGAGGAAUUAAGGACUCUGCUUUUGGCAUCAGCACAGAUCCCAAUGAGGCCAUGAACAGGACUGGAAACUCCAUCAGUGUGCUUGAUCUGAGCGGGACCUUUUUUGAGAAAAUUCAACCAGAGUGGGCCAGGGACUUGGCCAACCUCAGAUUACUUCACCUGACAAACAUGCCACGGUUAAGAAGCCUCGAUGGUGACUUCCUCAAGUCCCUGCCUGGUCUCCAAGAGCUGCACUGUCAGGACUCCCAUUCCCUGAGUUUCGUGCAGACAGAGAUGUUUGACAGUGCUGCUCAUCUGAGCCAUCUCUCAUUCGAGAACUGUAACCUGAGUUCUUUUAAUCCUUGGAACACUAAUUCAUCGGAUGGCAUCACCAUCAACUUGUCCGGGAAUCCUCUGCUGUGCAACUGCCAGCUCUCCUGGCUGCUGUCCAAGCCCGAGAAAGUUGUUCUGCAAAAGGUUUGGGAGACUUUUUGCACAUCCCAGGAAGAUUCGGGCAGACCUCCAACAUCUUUUUCACUGCUGGAGCUCUACAAUAAAUGCCAGUCAGAGAGCAAUGUUACACUGUCCGAUACAAACACAUCCCUUCCUGAUCAUGAUGUUUUCAACUUCACCAGUGAUGAAGCCUCUGCUGUAGUAACAACAGACUCAGCUCUGCUGACCAUGGAUUUGACUCCCACCAGCUCCCUAAUCCAGAGGGAUGCAAGGAGCACUGCAGCAUCUAGCCCAGUGCUAACCAAAGAAACUUAUACCAGCUCCCUGAGGCAGGGGGAUGUGAUGAGCACUGCAGCAUCCAACCCAACGGAGCCAAUCCUAACAAAGGCCAACAGUUCCUCCCAUGAGGAGAAGGCAGUUUCUGAAUCCACAAGCAAUCCCCCUUCCUCGGCAUCUGUUAGCUCCUUCCCGGUUUUUCUCCAAGAGCUCUUUGCUCAAUCCCCAGAUCAAAGCUCCACAAGCCCAACUGGAACAGAACAGCUACAGAGAGGGCUCAGAACAACUGACACAACAUUCCACCAGGAAGGGCCUUUCAACCAGACCACCAGUGAUUAUUCCACUGGAGGAACAAGAGUCCCACGCACCACCAACCACCAUAUUCACUCCUUUGCCACCCAUGCCAGGGAAGGUGCACCACAGACAAGCCCCCCACAGCUGAUGUCCACGAGGAGCAGUGCCCACCCAGAGCCUGCAGCCAGCACACCAUCACCUCAUUACACCGAUGACUAUGAUUAUGAGGAGCAGCCAAAGGAAACCCCAGUGCAAACUGCCCACAUGGCCUGUGACUACAAUCCUUGCAGGCACCUGCAGAAGCCGUGCAGGGAGCUCCAGAACAUAUCCCAGUGUUCAUGUCCUGGCACGUCGAGAGAAGAUGAGAUUCCAGACCCACCCAGGCUCAGAGAGGUGAUUGAAAUCACUGACAGCUCUGCACAGAUACGCUGGUGUGCCCCAUAUUCGGUUGUUCACAGUUAUGAGCUGGUGCUUCGUGCCCAAGACAACGAAGACAGGCAGUUUGUCAUGGACAACAUCUACCCCACAGCCAGGCAGUACACUCUGUAUAACCUGCUACCGUUCACCACUUACCACAUCUGUGUCACUGCCUCCAACAAAGCAGGGUCAAGCCAGAAAACAGGCCAGGAAAUUCCAGGUGAUUCAUGCACCAGCUUUAAAACAAAACCCAGCUACAAGUAUGUUUUUGCUGGUCUGUCUGCAUCAAGUGGACUCUUUCUCAUUACCACAAUUAUUUUAUCUGUAUGUCUGUGUAAGGCAUGUAAAAAGCCUCAGAGUGAGCAGUAUGGUACACACUUAGUCUCCUACAAGAACCCAGCAUUUGAUUAUCCCUUAAAACUACAAACCACUAAUUAG